AAGAAGAGAACUUUUUUGAAGUUGUACGUUUUGUUAUCUCUCUUAUAGUCUACAGAUUCAAAUGGAUGCUCGGGUUCCACUCUCUUUAUCUACUCUAUUGGAACUCUGCACCAAUCUCUUGCAAAAAUCUGUAAACAAGUCCAAUGGUCGUUUCACAGCGCAAUUGGUCCAUUGUCGCAUUAUCAAAUCGGGUCUUGUGUUCAGCGUUUACCUGAUGAAUAAUCUAAUGAAUGUCUACUCAAAGACUGGUUAUGCUCUUCACGCACGCAAGUUGUUCGAUGAAAUGCCUCUGAGAACGGCUUUUUCUUGGAACACGGUUCUUUCGGCUUAUGUUAAACGUGGAGAUAUGGAUUCGACUUGUGAAUUCUUUGAUCGGUUGCCUCAGAGGGAUUCGGUUUCGUGGACUACGAUGAUUGUUGGGUAUAAGAAGAUUGGUCAAUAUCAUAAGGCUAUAAAAAUUAUGGGGGAAAUGAUGAGAGAAGGGAUUGAGCCGACGCAGUUUACGCUUACGAAUGUGCUUGCAUCGGUUGCUGCAACUCGGUGUUUGCAGACAGGUAAAAAGGUUCAUUCUUUCAUCGUUAAGCUUGGUCUUCGUGGUAACGUUUCUGUGUCGAAUUCCCUGCUUAAUAUGUAUGCAAAAUGUGGUGAUCCGAUGAUGGCAAAAGUUGUUUUUGAUAGAAUGGUGGUUAAAGAUAUCUCAAGCUGGAAUGCUAUGAUUGCGUUACAUAUGCAGGUUGGUCAGAUGGAUCUAGCUAUGGCGCAAUUUGAGCAAAUGGCUGAUCGCGAUAUAGUCACUUGGAAUUCUAUGAUUUCUGGUUACAAUCAGAGAGGGUAUGAUCUCAGAGCUCUAGAUAUGUUUUCGAAGAUGCGGAGGGAUUCUAUGUUGUCACCAGAUAGAUUCACUUUGGCGAGUGUGUUAUCUGCUUGUGCCAAUCUUGAGAAGCUUUGUAUUGGGAAGCAGAUUCAUUCACAUAUUGUUACUACAGGGUUUGAUAUUUCCGGAAUUGUGUUAAACGCUUUAAUCUCUAUGUAUUCGAGGAGUGGAGGGGUCGAGACUGCCCGAAGACUAAUAGAACAAAGAGGAACCAACGAUCUCAAGAUCGAAGGUUUUACAGCUUUACUUGAUGGGUACAUUAAGCUUGGGGAUAUGAACCAAGCUAAGAAUAUAUUUGAUUCGUUGAAAGAUCGCGAUGUAGUCGCAUGGACCGCCAUGAUUGUAGGAUACGAGCAACACGGUUUGUAUGGUGAAGCUAUAAACCUUUUCAGAUCAAUGGUAGGAGAAGGGCAGAGACCAAAUAGUUAUACUCUUGCAGCAAUGUUAAGUGUAGCUUCAAGUUUGGCAUCAUUGGGCCAUGGCAAGCAAAUCCAUGGGAGUGCUGUAAAGUCAGGGGAAAUUUAUUCGGUUUCUGUCAGCAACGCGUUGAUAACAAUGUAUGCAAAGGCGGGUAGCAUUACAUCGGCAAGCCGGGCAUUUGAUUUGAUACGCUGUGAGAGGGAUACAGUAUCUUGGACGUCCAUGAUUAUUGCGUUGGCACAGCACGGUCACGCAGAAGAAGCACUUGAACUCUUUGAGACAAUGCUGAUGGAAGGACUGAGACCUGAUCACAUAACAUAUGUUGGUGUUUUCUCUGCCUGUACUCAUGCCGGUUUGGUCAACCAAGGUCGUCAAUACUUCGAUAUGAUGAAGGACGUUGAUAAGAUUAUACCUACCCUUAGCCACUAUGCUUGUAUGGUGGACCUGUUUGGACGUGCUGGUUUAUUGCAGGAAGCACAAGAGUUCAUCGAAAAGAUGCCUAUUGAGCCUGAUGUAGUGACAUGGGGUUCACUGCUUUCUGCUUGCAGGGUUUACAAGAACAUCGAGCUUGGGAAAGUUGCAGCAGAAAGAUUGCUUCUUAUCGAGCCAGAGAACAGCGGGGCACACUCAGCCUUGGCUAACUUAUACUCAGCUUGCGGUAAAUGGGAAGAAGCAGCUAAGACAAGAAAAUCCAUGAAAGAUGGAAGAGUUAAGAAGGAACAAGGCUUUAGCUGGAUUGAAGUGAAGCAUAAAGUCCAUGUCUUUGGAGUCGAAGACGGGACUCAUCCCCAGAAGAACGAGAUUUACAUUACAAUGAAGAAGAUUUGGGACGAGAUAAAGAAAAUGGGAUAUGUUCCCGACACUGCUUCUGUACUACACGACCUCGAAGAAGAGGUUAAAGAACAAAUUCUAAGGCACCACAGCGAGAAACUAGCAAUCGCAUUCGGGUUGAUUAGCACUCCGGAUAAAACCACAUUAAGGAUCAUGAAGAAUCUCAGAGUGUGCAAUGAUUGCCAUACGGCUAUAAAGUUUAUCUCCAAGCUUGUGGGAAGGGAAAUAAUAGUGAGAGAUACAACAAGAUUUCACCAUUUCAAAGAUGGGUUUUGUUCCUGCCGAGAUUAUUGGUAUGGCUUCUUUGGAAGGAAACCAACAAAAGUUUCCUCUUUCAUUGUUAUAUUGGCAUAGCUUUCUUUGAGUGAACAAAGAAUGGAGUUGAAAGAACAAGGUUUGAGGUUGUCUCUGGUUCUCUGUAACGCUUCAGUGCUAAACUGCGCCGCUUUGGCUUUAACGGCUACUCUGCUCUCCUCUUUGCUAGAGCUCUUCUCUCAGGUUACUGUCUUGAAGGGUGAUGUUAUAGAGAAUGGAUACGAGGUGGUUGAUGCAGUGGAAGGCAAUGGAAACAAUGAUGAUAGUGGUGAUGAUGGAGGAGAAGAAGAAGAAGGCAGUGCAGAAGAUGCAGAAGGAAAGGAGACCAAGAAAGGACCGGUAAGUGAUCCUGAUUUGAACGGUGAAGCUGGAGAUGAUAAUGAUGAUGAACCUGAAGGAGAUGACGGCAACGAUGACGAUGAUGAUGAUGAUAACCAUGAGAACGACGAUGAUGAUGAGGAGGAGGAUGAAGAUGAGAAUGAUGAUGGUGGUGAAGAUGAUGAUGAUGAGGAGGCAGAGGUAGAGGAGGAGGAAGAGGAAGAAGAUGAUGAGGAAGCACUUCAGCCACCAAAAAAGAGGAAGAAGUGAACAAACCGCUUUGAUCUCCUAACAUUUUAGAUUCAAAAACCAGAACUUGUUAUCGGUUUCUACCAGAAGAGGAGAAAAUCUUAAGGCACCAUCACCUUUAGCUUCGACUGUGUCUUUGUUGUUCCAUAAACCAAAAAGACUUUG
Arabidopsis arenosa is the source of this 3172-nucleotide messenger RNA. Lineage: Eukaryota; Viridiplantae; Streptophyta; Magnoliopsida; Brassicales; Brassicaceae. The record is from the annotation of a GenBank genome assembly.